Gordionus sp. m RMFG-2023 is the source of this 3165-nucleotide messenger RNA. RefSeq lists its product as uncharacterized. NCBI's taxonomy places the organism in Eukaryota, Metazoa, Nematomorpha, Gordioida, Chordodea, Parachordodidae. The record is from RefSeq and is a predicted model, not a curated record. Bases 164 to 3016 code for a protein of 950 amino acids. The transcript is spliced from 2 exons.
UUUCCCAAUUAACCAGUCUUCGACAUAUGUCACAAAUAAUAAUAUUUUUUCUUUUUUUACGGCUAAUUCACCAAUCAAAAAUUCAAAUAUUGCAUUAAAUGGAAACCUCAUUUGUACCUCCAUCCCAUCUACCCCGUUACCUAGUAUUAUUUCAUUGUCCAGCAUGGUUCAAUUAUCCCCGAUCUUAUCUAUAACUAAUCUGGCUAAUGAAUACAAAAAUACCGCGUCCAAUAUCAUCAACGAUACCACUACGCUCAAUAUGAAUUCAUCACAAACUUCCAAAGCAAUUGAUUCGGGAAAUUCAUGUAAUAUUCCUAAAAGUAGCAACGUUCUGGUAUCAUUGAUUAAUCACAAAAAUCCCAAGAUAAAAAUACUCAACGAUGUUCCGAUAACUACAAAUAAUCAUGAAUUCUUGAUAUUAGACGCCCCCUCCUACGCUUUAUACCAUCGUAAGUUAGUUUUAGCCUUGGUCCAUAAUGAUAGUUCGGUCAAGAUCAAUACAAGUUUCGCUGCCAAUAAAUGCCCUUCUUGUGGGAUAAAUUUUUCAUUUCCGGAAAAUCUCGCCAAUCAUUUGCAAGCCAAAACGGAUUGCAUAUAUCUCACCUUGAAGAGUGAUAAGACUCCCAUUAAAAAUACCAACAAAGCUACUGAAUUUAUGUUCGAAAAUCACUGUAGUCUUAUUCUCUUUCUAAAGAGUCAUUGUUGUAUCGAAAAAGGAGAGAUUUGGUUUACUUUGAUUAACCAUGUUCGCAUUCGCAAAUCCAAUCAUUGGCGAAAUUGGGAUACUGUCGGAUACAAUACGGAUUCUACAAAGGAGCAAACUUGGGAUUCACUCUGGCAAAGUAGUAAAGAGCAUACUGAAUCGAUGAUUAAAAACAACGAAAUGCGGUCGGAUUUAUUCAAGCUUAGCCCGCAUACCUUCAGUAUUCUAAAAGACUUUUUAGUUGAAGAAGACACAUGCGUUAAUACUGGAGAAAAUCUUAAUGAAGAAUCUGAUAUUUCUGAUCUUAGUAAUCUCAAACUUUCAGCCAUAUUGCCGCACGAAAUCACUGUUAGUGACAUUUCUAUCAGUCUCAAUUCUUCAGCCAUAUUGCCGUCAAUUACUGUCAAAGAUAUCUCUAGUAAUCUCAACCCUUCAUUCAUAUCGCCUCAUAAAAUCAUUACGAAUGACACCUCUAGUAAUCUCAUCCUUUCAUCUAAUCUGUCGCGUAAAAUCAAUACAAUUGAUAUCUCUAACAGUCUCAAUCCCUCCGCCAUAUCACCACAUAACAUUAAUACCAAUGACAUCUCUAGCAAUAUCGGCUCUUCCAUCUUAUUACCACAUAAAAUAGUUACGAUUGAUACCCCUAGCAGUCUUAACCCUAUAUCUAUAUCACCUCUUAAAAUCGUUACAGAUAUAGAACCUGAUUCGUCAUCAACAGCUUCUAUAUCACCUAUCAUAAGCCCGCCUUUGUCGGAAGUCGAUAAACAUCCGUUUUUAUGUAUAUACUGCACGGCCCCUUUCAAGAGCGCUUCUUCUCUUGAUUCGCAUUCUCGUUUGCAUUAUUACAAAUCUCCUAUAAGCUGCCCCGAAUGUAGUACAGGUUUUACCAAACUUCAGGAUUUGCACGACCAUUUGAUCGCCAGUCUAAAAGAUGGUAAGGUUUCACGAUCGUCUGGCACUAUUGUAUGUUGGGUCGGGUUUUGCAGGCGUCUACACUAUUCAUGCCCAUUUUGUCAGGGGGAUAAUAAUGACUUAUUAGAUGAAGAUUCUUCCAGAGGCCACAUCAAAUCCCUUCAUGAGCACUUGGUCAAAUUUCACGGGUUUUUAUCGGGCCGAGCGAAAGGCAAGAAAAAAUCGAAGGAGUCAUCUUGUUGGUAUUGUCAUCAUACCGUUUCGAUAUCAUCCAACGAUUUUUGGUUGUACCAUACACUUAACGAAUGCGAGGCUUCUAGGCCUUUCAAACGAAUCGUGUAUCGGUGCCCUUUCUGUACCAAAGCCAAUCGCCGUUUUACCUCUGAAAAAAUGUCCCAACUAUCACGGAAUCUAUCCAAAAAAGAACUCAUACAAAAUAUAGCUGUCCUGGGACGCUCAACCCUAUUCAAAUCGCCUUUUGAAUUAGCUCUCCAUGCCAAACUGAUGCAUGGACUAUACUUUGAAGAGAAGGGCGUAGUCAAUUCUAAACCUCACCCUUUAAAGAGCUUCCCAAUUUUGGGGUUAGAAUGUAAAUCCUGCCGGGCCCGCUUUGACGAUAUAGGCUUGUUGGAUUGCCACAUAUUCGCAGGUCGAUGCCACGAUAAUAAUAAGAAUAAUGAUGUGCUCAAUGUUAUAAAUAAUACUGACGUUUUUAAUAGGCAAAUUUCUCACAAUUUCGAUCUCAAAACCCUAAGCCUCUCCGAUAUUCGCGUAGUUCUUAAAGCUUUACCGAUUCCUGAAACACCCUGUUCUCAAUCACCUUUAGAUAGCUUAGAAACAACUUACGAUUGCGAUAUCUGUGGAAAUCGCGCGGUUACAAAACUAGAAUCAGUGCUCCACGCACUAAAACAUGUCGAUAUAAUGCCACAUUUUUGUCCGGUUUGCCCUAACACACGCAUGGGCUCCCAAAAAGAUUUCGACGAGCACUUAAUUAAAUCGCAUCAAGGACGAAUCGACUGCUGCCAUUGUUCCGUUCAUUUUAACUCCCUACUACCUUACAUCGUUCACCUGCAAAGCAUAAACGCCGAAAAAAUUGAGGCAGUUGCGGGACCCGAAAGCGAGGAUUUCGUCGAGGAAGUUGGUUGGACCUGCGAAAUUUGUCCCAACGUAGGGUUUACAUCUUUAAGUUCUCUUAGAACUCAUUUACUCGUGGCUCACAAAAUCACGCAUUACCCAAAAUCGGAAUCUGGCGCCAGCAAUUUAGACACCCUCUAUUAUUCCAACGACGAUUCUAACAUUUGCGCUAUUUGUAGUCAAAGUUUUUCCGAUACGAUUACGUUACUUAAACACGGACGAAUACAUGGGAUGGCAUUUAUAAAAUCCAGAACAAUCAUGUCUUGAGAUUUAAUUAAUUAUGUAAUUAUGAUAAGUAAUGUCUAUUUUCCUAAUUAUUGGCAAUAAGCCGAAUGUAAUAUAUAAAUAAUCGUGUAAUUUUUUUACAAUCAAAUUGUGAUAUUAUAUAUACAUUUUUUUAAAAAAAUAUUUUUCAA